Polyodon spathula (Mississippi paddlefish) is the source of this 830-nucleotide messenger RNA. Its product is annotated as Krueppel-like factor 9. The transcript has 2 exons. Gene Ontology annotation, molecular function: DNA-binding transcription factor activity, RNA polymerase II-specific; RNA polymerase II cis-regulatory region sequence-specific DNA binding. Lineage: Eukaryota; Metazoa; Chordata; Actinopteri; Acipenseriformes; Polyodontidae. Gene Ontology annotation, biological process: regulation of transcription by RNA polymerase II. Bases 159 to 830 code for a protein of 223 amino acids. The record is from RefSeq and is a predicted model, not a curated record.
CGUGGGCACCAUCGGCUUUUCAGUCGACACAAAGAAAAACUGCCCUUCUUAGCUCAGCAGCUACGGGUUUCGGGUUUAAUCUAAAGCAGAGAGAGAGACACACACAUCACCUCCACAGAUAUAUAUUUGAAACAGUGUUUGGUGGAAGUCAGGGAAUAAUGUCUGCUUUCGCGUACUCUGAUUAUUUAGCCGCGGAGUGCCUGGUGUCUAUAUCCAGCGGCGCUGUGGUGCAUACCCCCUCUCCCGGUACCAGCCACCGCCAACAGAGACAGCUCGAAAGUUCAAGCGAGGACAAAGAAGUUAGAGACACGCUGAAAGAAGGAGCCAGCAUGCUUGCCGUGGCCGGGAUCUUAACCGACCUCCACAGCAAGUUCCGACCCAUGUCUGCCUUCUCGGAGAGCAGUAACUCGUCGCUGGGGGACCCGGACGCUUUUUCCUGUGGGGAGAGCGGAUACACCACGCUGUCUGAUUCAACUACCCCGACCCCCACCCCGACCCCUGGACAGAGGGAAGAGGGGCGAUCGGAUACGAAAUCGCCAAUGAAACGACACCAGUGCACCUUUGAUGGAUGUGACAAGAUUUACGGCAAAUCGUCUCACCUGAAAGCGCACAUCAGGACGCACACGGGCGUGGUGGAAGCAAAGGCAUACCCAGCCUCCGAAGCAGCUCUUGCGAUUAUCAAGGGAGGCGCGACUAGGCAGAGGGAGGUGUACUACCCAGGCUUCUGGCAGCCGGUGUGUCUCAUAAAGGACUGGUUUCCUGGCAUGAGGGACAUAGCCAUACAGAGCACCUACAACUAUAAAGCAGUUACACAAACAACAACCACAUAG